UCAUAAAAGAUUCAAUACCUAUGUUUCUAUAUCAAGAAUAGCUGAGCUCUUUGCUUUCUUAAGGGACAAGAAAGAAAACUUGGCUCGAUUUUCACUAUGAAUUCUGUCUCGUCAAGCUCUAAAGUUACCUUACCAUUUCUCCACAAAAAAGAGAGAGUUUGAGACUAAUCCAAUAAGAGAGAUAGAGGCGUGGGAUUUCUUCGAGUAAAAAUUAUCAUUUGACACAUUUGGUCCUUUUUUCUCUAAAAUAUGUCAUGAAGGCGGUAACCAAAACAACCAAAAUACAAGAUCGAAUCUAUCGACACAUGAUAGUACGUAAGUAAUCGGACUACUGAUGAAAGAGCCUUUUCUUGCACUUCCAUAAGGUUAAUAAGAAGUUUGAAAAUCACUAAGGCCUUCUAGACUUGGAAGAAAGACAUGGGAUUUCUUCGAGUCACAAAUUUUUUCGUCUAGUGUGUAAAGAUUAUCAUUUGAAGCAUCUGGUCCAUUUUUUCUCUAAAAUAUGUCAAGAAUGCGGUAACCCAGGCAAUCAAAAUACAAGACCGAAUCUAACGACACACGAUAGUCUGUAAGUAAUCGGACUGUCGGUGAAAGAGCCUUUCAUGAUCCUUCGAUAAGGUUAAUAACGAGUUUGAAAAUCACUAAGGCCUUCUCAACUUGGAAGAGUUUACAGUGAGAGAGGGAGUGGUUGCCACUUUUGAGAGAGAAUAUAUCAUGUCUUAAGGGGUAAUUCUGGCUCUAGAAGGAUGUGCUUCAAGCCUAGUCCUUAAAUCUGAAAAUGGUACUUCUCAGUUUGCUAUCAGGUUUCAACAUUAUGGUAUUAUUAACUUCUGUCUUGUCGAAUUGCAAAUGCUCGAAAUCAUAUGUUCCCGAUUUGAAACUUGUACUCAUUGGGGUGACUCUUGAACAAGCAUUUCGAUUUCGAAGUAGUGUUUCUUCAACUUGAUUGUGGAUUGAAUUCAGAUGUGGUUGGAGGUCCAGUAUUACGAGAUUGUGUUUAGAUGGCGACAUGUCUAAACUUUAAUAUUUGUUUCGAGUUCUUCGUUAUCCUAAGAAGUGUCAACUUAACUACUCAUAAAGUUGCACAAGUGUUGUUCGCAUUUUAUUUUGUCUGUCUAACUAUGCUUCUCAUAAGUCAUAACAUUUGAUUUACGGAAAUACAAUUGGCUCUCUGGAGUUGACGUAUCUUAAAUCUGUUGGAUGAAUAAGAAAUGGUCUUGCAGUUUAUGGCCUGCCUACCUCUGGGCCUCACUAACCAGCCAAAUUUGGGCCGGGAACGAGAAGGAUGAGCUCAAUAAGGCCCAUUGCUCAGUUCCAUUUCUGGCGGGAAAAUUACUAAUUGUCACCCAAUGCCCACUGCCAACUCUUGCUCUCCUCCCCGGCGGGAUUAUCCGACCAGCGAUGGCGACGUUAGAAGAAAUUACCCAACUCAUCUCAGGGUUGGCCCUGCAGCUGAAAGCCCAGCCGCCGACUGAGGAAUGUGAACAAAGUUCUUCUCUUGACUUGUCUAUUGCGAAGCUCACUCAGUCCCUCAACCUCGACGACGACGACGACGGCGCUUCGACGUCUAGGGUUUUGGACACCGCUCUGUCACUUAUGUGCUUCAAGGCUCCGCAGGUGUUCGAUUCUGUUCUCGAGUAUUCUGUGAAGACGAUUGCCAGCGUGUUGUCUUCGUCGGUAGGCUGUAAGGUCUUUCGGCUAGGGAAAGAAGAGGUUCUUCGUGUAGGGAGCUCGAUUUCUCGUCGUGAUUGCUUCGAUCUGAUUGAUGUCGUUGGUGGUGAUACACUGUCAGACUUGGAGGAGCGCGGUGUGCCUUCUCUUUUGCUAUUACAUGCUCUCCUUAGAGCCGCUGUAUCCGCGCCAAGCUGUAGAUAUUUGGACCCAUCAAUGGUGGUUUUGGAUGCUGACUUGAGUGCCAGAAGAAGCAUUGCUGCCUCGAAGCUAGUCUCACACUUGCCUGUAGAAUUGUCUUCUGUGAAUGAUAAAGUACCAUUAAGGUUGUUGCUCUGGUUUCUUGAUCCACUGAUCUUAAAGCGUGAUAUUUCGGAGAUGUUGCAAGAAACUAUGAAUAGGCCUUUCCUUUCUUUACCCAAGGAACUUCAUGAAAGGAAGGAUUGGCACUCUAUUCUUAUAUGCUUGGUACUUUCUCCUGCUAUGUUCACUGCUACCAGAGCUUUAUUGCAUGAUUGGUUCCUGCUUACGGGCCUGAGAUCUAUACUGCAACUUCUGAUUGAUUUAGUUUCGGUAGUCUUGGACGUAAUAUCCAUACCAACAAGGUCUUUAGCCGGACCAAUCUCUAGUGAAGGUCUCCUGCAAAUAGUUAACUGGAUCACUGACUUCAAACAGCCAGGUCCAUCAAUCAACCCAUCUGCAGCUAAAGUUGCAUUUUUAGAUCACAAAUCUCUGUGGUCCCUGGCUAUUAGCUUCCCAAGUUGGUUCUAUUUUGCCUCUGUUCUAGUAUUUGCUGACAAAAGUUUCAAAGAGGUGUUAUAUUUAGAAGGAACGGUAGGCGAAAAUGCAGCUGUUAGAUACCUUGCAUGGAUUUUGAACCCUUUUGAUAAAACUCGUCAAGAUCUACUCUCUGGUAAUCUAAUCAAGUUAGCACGGCAUUGGACUUCGAAACAAGUUGUCUCCAGUGUGCAGGAGACACGUACACUCGGGUUAAAGAGGAGACUUAAGAAACCCAAAGUCGAUGACAUAAGCAAGGAGGGGUUCACUUUUGGGAAUCAGCAUGGUUGUCAAGCAAUCAGCCUGUGGCUCCAGGAGUACCAGAAUACAGCCUAUGAAUGUGAUUUUGACCCACAAGUCAGCAUGUUUUUCAGGUGGAUACCAUUAGGCAUCUUUACUGGCUGGUGUUCAAGUGACAUAAAUGAAAGUGGAUGUGAGUUUCUCUUACACUAUGCAGCCACUGGUACCAUGUUACAUUCAGUUCGACGGAAUGAAGGGUUCGCUAUGAAGGAUGCUAUUGCUGGGGCCAGUCUCGUCUUCAACUUGACUGAUAUUGUUGACAGGAUGUCUGAAUCACUGUUUGAGACUGUAGGUAUUGCAGACAGUUAUAUUUGCAAGGUGAAAUCAAGAACUGCGAGAUACCUGAUAAAGUGUGUGCAGAGAUUAACCCAGCCCGACGCCUGCGAAGUUGCUGGAGUUCAAACGCUGUUGGAUCUUGUUAGCAGACUGGAGAAGUGGAGAACCCGAGGUCAAGAAGUAGCACUUAUUGAGGCAGAACUGGAGAAUGCCAUACAUGUCCUCAAGUCUAAAUUUUCUUCUACUUGAAGCACAUAUUGUGAAGUUUUUUUUCUUUUCUUUUGGAAACCAUCUUUUUCUGGAUCACGCAGCCGUAUCAGUAUGUACAGUAGGAGAGAUAAUUGAACAUAGAAGCUGGUGUUUAUUAACUUCAUCAAUUUUUAUUCAUAUGAAGGAGUAGCGGAAUGGGUAAAUUCCCUUUACAAGCUUGGAGAGAUUUCAAAAGAAGACUGAAAUGAAACCCAGGUAACCUAAAUGCUUGCUUGAAAUGAAUAGCUUUUCAGAGGACUAAUAUAAUAUCAAUCACAGC
This is a messenger RNA of Linum trigynum, 3553 nucleotides long. Lineage: Eukaryota; Viridiplantae; Streptophyta; Magnoliopsida; Malpighiales; Linaceae. The record is from the annotation of a GenBank genome assembly.